Humulus lupulus (European hop) is the source of this 933-nucleotide messenger RNA. Its product is annotated as L10-interacting MYB domain-containing protein-like. The coding region runs from base 1 to 933 and encodes 310 amino acids. The record is from RefSeq and is a predicted model, not a curated record. Lineage: Eukaryota; Viridiplantae; Streptophyta; Magnoliopsida; Rosales; Cannabaceae. The transcript has 2 exons.
AUGGAAAAUGAAAAUAAUAUUUGCACCAAGAGUGACAUACCAAGAAGUAAAGCAAUAUGGAAUUCAGAGAGUUUGAAUUUUUUCUUAGACUUCUGUAUCAAAGAGGUUGAUGAUGGGCAUCGUCCUACUACUUAUUUAGAUAAAGUUGGAUAUGUAAACUUGAUUACAAAUAUGAAGAAAGCAACUGGAAGAGAUUACACUAGACCACAAUUGAAAAAUAAGUGGGAUGGAUUAAAAAAUGAAUGGAAGCUUUGGAAGCAACUCAAGGGAAAAGAAACUGGCUUAGGAUGGAAUAUAAAAAAGAAUACAAUUGAUGCAACUGAAGAUUGGUGGAAUAGUAAAUUACAGAGUCAUCCCAAUGCUGCAAAGUUUCGCAUUCGGGGAAUUGAACCAGAGGUAGAGGAAAAAUUAGAUAGGAUUUUCAUGAACACUGUUGCUACAGGAGAGUAUGCUUGGACACCUUCAUCUGGAAUAAUUCCAUCUGAGUCUGAAAAAUCUUUUAACAAUAUUGAAACCUUACAUGAACAACUUGAGAGUAGUGAUGAUGAUCUAGAGAUGCCUAAUACUGAUAGAUUUCUUAGAGAGAAAAAUAACAAGAGAUUAGCCGAGCCACUUGAGAAACAAAAUAAAGCAAUGAAACAUGGAAAAGGAAAAAUGAAGAAGACAGGGCCUUUAAUGAUAUUUGAACAAAUUGGUCGCCUUGCUGAUGCUGUGGAGACAAGGAGUAGAAAUAUUGAAACAGCUAGAAAGGAGAAUAGUAUUACCGAAGUUAUGAAAAUUUUAAAUUCUUUGCCUGGAAUUGAGAAAGGGAGCAGCUUGUAUUUAUUUGCAACUCGCUUGUUUAUCAUGAAAGAGAUGAGAGAGAUGUUUGCUUCAUUGGAAGAACCUGAGUUGAUGCUUACUUGGCUCAAGAAUGAGCAUACUCUGGGAUAA